AUGAUAUGGCUUGACUACCUCCGCCAUCACCAUCCUGGAUACCGAUGCAUCGUCAUCGACAACGAGCGACUGAGCCAACUGCCCGAGGACGGCAAUGUGGUGGACGCCAUUCCCCAAAGCCAGGUGGAGGCUGCCGAUGUAAGACCGGAGGAGGAAGAUCAGGAGGCGGAGCCUGACCUAGAGGACGCGGCUGCGGUACCGGACCUGUUGGCCAAGGACACGGAGCUCGAUGCUCUGCGGUCUAUUCUCGUGGGCGAGCCAGAACCGGAGCUGCGGCUCCCGAAUAUACGGCAUACGCCGAUCAAUGAGUUCAAUCGCUCUCAUGCCCUGCUCUCAUUGGCAUUCCCAUGCCUCUUCCCAGACGGGAGAGCCGACUUUGUCGAGCCUCGCUUGCGGUCGAUAGAUUACAAGGAUUACAUCGAGCACGCGAUGCGGUGGCACGACGGGCGUUUUGCGCGGCACCCAACAUUCCGUUUUGUCGCAUUCAAUACCCUGAUGCGGUCCCAAGCACCGCUCACGCGAGAGCAGCUUAUUCAGGCGCUCGAACACAGCGAGGAUCCCGAGGCGCAGGCGCUGAUAAACUCAAUCACAAGAAAGAGGCAGGACCUCGAGGCGUAUGCGUACAGCCUGGGCUGUCCUGGCGCAUUUAUCACAUUUAGCCCAGCCGAUUUGCACUGGCGGAGCCUCUACCAACACAUGCCCCGAUAUGGAGAAUGGCUGCGCGCGUCCGAGCCGGAAAGGAUGGCAUUGUCGCGGUACUUAUUGCGUCAGAACCCUCACAUUGCUGCUUUCCACUUCUACCGCCGAUACUGCUUCUUUCGAGAUAUCGUGUUGCGGAAAAAGUUCAACGUCACGGAUUACUGGGAUCGAUAUGAAUGGCAAGGCCGUGGCAGUCCGCACAACCACGGUCUGUACUGGAUGCAGGAGGGCCCAGCCGCCGACAUGGAGGACGAAGCUGCUCGUGACAUGUUUGCACGCGUAUGGGGCUUCCACGUCACGGCCGUGAACCCGGAGCCCCGUAGGACUGUGCCUCAGGGGGAGGGCAAUCCGCUGAGCGUGGAUCCGCUGGGCGUGGAGAUGACAUUCCUGCGGCUCUCGCAAAUCGUCAACCGCUGCCAGCGCCACAGAUGCAAUACCACGUACUGCUUGCGAGUCAGAAAGGAAGCGGCGGCCAACGUGGCGAAUCCGGAAAGGGAGUGUCGUUUCGACUUCCCCCGUGCCUUGAGAGAGCUGGCCGCGGUCAUCAGGAAGGAAGGCAGGUCGUACUACAUCUUCGAGGCGGCCCGCAACGACAGCCUCAUGAACCAUUUCAAUCCUGCCAUCAUUCUGGGAUGGGACUCGGGUGGUUGUGUACGUCGACUGCCGCCCGUUGAGCAGCAUGCGCGGUCGUACCGCGUCGAUGAUGAUUCGUACAAUCUCAAGACAUGGAGGAGACUCGGUGCGAACGCGAAGAAGAGGUUGAUGAUGGCCCAUCCGCAUCGCGCUCCGGAGGAGUUGCUUGCUGUGGACGGGCAGCGGUUUGAGUCCUUUGUUGCGGCGUACCGGUGUUGUCGGCAGCGACACCAUUUCCAUGAGGACGACCAUUACGGGGAGGUGGGAACAAACGAGCUCCAGGCGGAGGACGAUGAGUUUGAGCAGGAGGUCCAUGACGAGCCCAUCGCAGAGGAGGACUGGCAUGAGCUCGCCCGCAUGCUGCCAGACCGGCCGCUGGAGGAAGAGGACAUCGACGUACUUGGCCGGCGAAAUAUCGACGUGAAUUAUGACUGGGCUCCUCACGUGGGACGAUAUACCAACGAGGAUAUUCUCAGCGGCAACUACUGGGAGCAACGCAAGGCGGAAAGCUCCUUUCCCCUUGAUGUGGAGCACCAGCCUCUGGAAGCACGCGAUGCCCUGAAUCCGGAGCAGCGCAUCGUGUAUGACACGGUGAUGGGCCACUUUCUCGCCCAAGACCGUUCCCAGUUGUUACUCCAUGUCGAUGGUGGCGGGAACCAGAUAUCAGGCACUACUUUGCACUCGCUGCUUCACCUCCCGAUCAACAAGGACUUCAGGCCGCUCUCCGCCAUCGACAAGGCCCAGCUCCAGAAGAAGCUGAAGGAUAUUCAGUACCUAAUCAUUGACGAGAAGAGUAUGCUGGGACUGCGUAUGCUAUCCUGGAUCGACAACCGUCUCCGUGAGGCAUUUCCGCAUCGGAACGAGGAGUUCUUUGGCGGACUCAAUAUCCUUUUGGUCGGCGACUUCUUCCAGCUUCCCCCUGUUCUACAGAAACCGCUGUACUACGACAAAGAGGUGCAGGGAGUGGAGAUCAAGGGAAGGAACGCUUAUAUGCGCUUCGAUAAGACCGUCUUCCUGAGCGUUGUUCAGCGGCAGUGCGGCGAUGAUCAGGCGUCCUUUCGCAAGGCUCUCGGAGAACUGCGGCUGCUCCUACUAUCCCACGAGUCCUGGAAACUUCUCUCCGGCCGCGUGCAGGCAAAGCUAGACGAUCAGGAGGUCGCCAGGUUCGCCAACGCCUUACGGGUAUAUGCCACGAAAGACCGGGUCAUCGCUACAAAUGUUGGCCCCGGCGCGGCUGCUGCUCCGGACGACAAGGCGGGCAACCUUGCGAAACAGGUCCCUGUAUGCAUUGGUGCCCGCUUAAUGCUGACGUGCAACCUCUGGCAACAAGUUGGCCUCUGCAACGGCGCUCGCGGCACAGUGCACGACAUUGGCUGGGCACCUGGCGCUGAUCCCAUCCGAGACCAACCGAAGAUUGUCCCGAUUGUGGCAGUAAAAAGGGAUUUCCUCGUUGGAGCAACACUCUGCACUCGCACGCAGUUUCCCCUGGUCGUAUGCUACGCCAUUACGGUUCAUAAGUCGCAGAGCAUCACCGAAGACAGGAUCGUGACAGAUCUGUCCUGCCGUGACUUUCAGACAGGUUUGAGUUAUGUGGCCGUCUCGCGUGUAAAAACGCUACAGGGGUUGAUGCUCGAUGCCCCGUUCGACCGCAAUCAUCUGACAUACACAUCCCCCCCGGAGGGUAUCAAGAUGAAGAUGAGGGACCAAAGAUUUAGGAGUUGGCAGGUUCUCACUCAGAAUCCGUAUAAGAACGGCUAG
Hirsutella rhossiliensis is the source of this 3090-nucleotide messenger RNA. RefSeq names its product PIF1-like helicase domain-containing protein. Gene Ontology annotation, molecular function: DNA helicase activity. Lineage: Eukaryota; Fungi; Ascomycota; Sordariomycetes; Hypocreales; Ophiocordycipitaceae. Gene Ontology annotation, biological process: telomere maintenance; DNA repair. The coding region runs from base 1 to 3090 and encodes 1029 amino acids. The transcript is spliced from 11 exons. The record is from RefSeq and is a predicted model, not a curated record.